Messenger RNA from Closterium sp. NIES-65, 1332 nucleotides. Lineage: Eukaryota; Viridiplantae; Streptophyta; Zygnematophyceae; Desmidiales; Closteriaceae. The record is from the annotation of a GenBank genome assembly.
AUGUGUCUACCUCACAGCAAAUUUGCAGUGUGGGCACAUCGGUGUGCCGAUCGAUGUGCCAGGAUCGAUCUCGCCGCGGCUUACAACCACCCAACAGUUUCACGGCGACGCGACGCGACCCGAGCGCAGUGCUGCGGCUCGCACGAUGCGUGGGGUUGCCAUGGCGGGGCGAGCGGCUCGGGACGUGAUAGCGUGGCAUGGAGCAUCGGAUUCAAACCGUUUAGCCAUGCGUUAAAGCCGUCGUCGAUAACUGGAGCUUGCAUCCCCUCCGCCGCCAGCCGCCGCGUUUGCCCCCUCGCGUCCCUCCCGUAUCCGCUCCGCCGUCCCUCUGUCUGCGCGUCCGCCUCGUCGUCCGACCAACCGUCUAGCAGCAACGCGGGGGAAGACGACUCUUCGCCUACCAGCGACUCCCCUUCUCCUAGCGACCCUUCCUCUUCCUCUCCCUCCUCAUCUUCCUCCUCUUCCUCCUCCUCCUCAGCGUCGCCUUCCCCCGCGCCUUCCUCCCCCGACGACUCCGCCGCUCCCCUUCUCUCCGCCACGGACUGGCGCACCUUCCGCGCGCGCCUGGUCGCGUCCGAGCGCGCGGAGGUACGCGUGCGGCCGGGGGACGGCGGGGUGAGCCUGGGGGAGAGCCUGGGGGAGGGCGCGCUGGUGGUGGAGGGGGUGGAGGUGGGGGAAACGUGGGCGCACGCGCUGCUUGCCCCAGAGAAAGGCUGCCUGCUGGUCGCGUCCGAGCUGUUACACGGUUACAAAUUCUUUGAACGCUCGGUCAUUCUGCUGCUCUCUGUAGGGACUAGUAUUGAGGACGGUCCGUAUGGCAUCGCCCUGAACAAACCCUACCGAAGCAGAGUGCAGGAGGUGGACGGGAUGGACCCGAGCCUGUCGAGCACGUUCGGGCCGUGCCGCGUGCACCUUGGCGGGCCAAUCGGGUGGCGGAGCGUGCUGCUGGUGCAUGGAAUUCCCGGGUUGGGCGGACACACGGAAAUUGCCCCUGGGGCCUUUGUAGGAGGGGGGUUGCAGGGGCUACAGACGGCGCUUAGAGCGGUGAAGACCGGUAAAGCUGCAGCGGAGGAUUUUCAGUUUGUGGUUGGGUAUUCUGGGUGGGGAGGGGAGCAGCUGAUGCGAGAGGUGGAGCAAGGGUGGUGGUAUGUUGCGGCUUGUAGCAGUGAUUUGCUGCUGAAGGCGGCUGGGCGGGCAGGGGGAGGGGAUAAGAUUGCAGGGGAGGAGGGUAGAGGGGGAGUGGGGGAGGGGAGGGGAUGGGAUCUGUGGCAAGAGGUGUUGACUCUUAUGGGGGGUGAUUAUGCGGAAGUGGGGAGGAGAUACAGGGAUUGA